CGCGACGCUAUGACGUCACUGGUCCGCGUUUUCCCAGCGAUCUGUUCUCGUCAGCGACGCCUAUCGGGGAUGGAGUGACGCGCGGGUUCUUCUACCAAUUCCAAAGCCAGUUCCGGACAAAUUUAAUCAAUUACCCGGGAGAGGACAAAGUUGCGGAGUGAGAAAAGUUGCCGGCGGGUGGUUCGAAGGCGUAACCUUGAGAAGAAGUCAAGGAAGCAUUUCGAGCGGGACCGCGCGAGAAACGCAGAGGAUGCCAAGCGAACGGUGAGACUGUAAAGCGUCGCGAUAAAGUGGAAAAAGCGGAUCGUAGCCGAGACAAAGGACUUUCUCUCGGGAAACAUGGGAAAGAAGAAUAGCAAGCUGAAGCAGGAUACCAUCGAUCGACUCACCAGUGACACGUAUUUUACCGAGAAGGAGAUUCGACAAUGGCACAAAGGAUUCCUGAAAGACUGCCCCGAUGGCUUGCUGACGGAACAGGGUUUCAUAAAGAUCUACAAGCAGUUCUUUCCUCAAGGCGAUCCGUCGAAAUUCGCUACCCUCGUUUUCAGGGUGUUCGACGAAAACAGCGACGGCACGAUAGAAUUCGAGGAGUUCAUAAGGGCGCCCAAAACUGUGAAACGAGUCCAAUGGGCGUUUCGACUGUACGACGUGGAUAACGAUGGUUAUAUCACGAGGGAGGAGAUGUACAAUAUCGUGGACGCGAUGUACGAGAUGGUGGGACAACAGCCCCAGGCGGAAGACGAGAACACGUCGCAGAAGAGGGUGGACAAGAUCUUCGACCAAAUGGACAAAAACCACGACGAUAAGCUAACCCUGGAGGAGUUCCGGGAGGGUAGCAAAGCGGACCCGAGGAUCGUGCAGGCGUUGUCGUUGGGCGGCGAGUAACGGCAAGUCCCGUCGAGACCGGACGUCUCGUCGCCUGGCUCCGGUCGUCGUCGAAACGGAUAGAGAGAGAGAGAAAUCGAACGGAUAAAUAAACGAGGCGAUCGGAAGGUGGCUGGUUCUGUCCGUAAACCACGCAGCCCGGCGUGCACGCAUACGUAGGUAUACACCUCUACAUCACAUACGAAUCAACGAUCCUCCACGACUAUUUUUCUCUCUCUUUCUCUCUCUCGGUCUCCCCGCAGAGAAAGGCGACCGUUUCUUUCUCCUUGCACGAAUCGUUGAGAAAAUUCUGCGAUAGCGUCGAUAGAAACGUAGAAAAAUAUCGAGUAGUGGGUUCGUCGUCAAUUUUAUAGAUCUUCGUAAUCGACCCAACUCUCGCUUCUUUAUGUACGAACGACAACACGGACGAGUGGUGGUCGACGAUUCUUCCUAUUUUUAUGUCCCCUUUCUUCUGAAUUUCCAGGAUCUCCCGAAAUCCGCGCGUGCCUCUUCAAAAAAUCAGUCCGGAGUUUACACUUUAACCAGGUGUCCGGUUAGCGGACCAAGCUCCGCGAAAAAUUCAAAGGAGGGAAAUAUAU
Molecule: messenger RNA, 1463 nt
Organism: Habropoda laboriosa
Lineage: Eukaryota; Metazoa; Arthropoda; Insecta; Hymenoptera; Apidae
Product: frequenin-1
Exons: 8
Coding region: 340-885 (181 amino acids)
Molecular function (GO): calcium ion binding; calcium sensitive guanylate cyclase activator activity
Source: RefSeq, a predicted model, not a curated record